Messenger RNA from Cotesia glomerata, 2044 nucleotides. RefSeq lists its product as uncharacterized. The record is from RefSeq and is a predicted model, not a curated record. Lineage: Eukaryota; Metazoa; Arthropoda; Insecta; Hymenoptera; Braconidae. The coding region runs from base 293 to 2044 and encodes 583 amino acids. The transcript has 2 exons.
CUUAAAAAUUGUGCUGUGUUAAGUGAAGUGUAAUACCGCUAGGAAAGGUCGAGUGUCAGGAGCAUCGCAGAGCACAUCGGGUGCUGCUCCUGAUAGUCAUUCGUACACCGGUACGCUGAACUUUCCGUUUAUUAAGACUGAAAACUCGACUUCGGGCCUUAAAUAACUUCUCUAUGGAGAAUUACACAAGAUAGUUGAAAAAUGCAAUUUGUGCUUCAACUUUCGUGUUCCGCACCGCGCCGCAGAUUGCAAGACCGCUCAAGAUUGCCGAAAAUGUGGUCAACGUCACCACAUGUCCAUCCAUUUUGGAUGCACCAACGAAACCAGCUUCACCGCAGUCUACAUCUUCCGCACAGAUCCGCUUUCCGCUCAAGUAUUGCUAGCUACCGCCUUAGUCCAGGUACGCCCGCAUCAUGGUAAUCCAAUCACCGCCAGAGUGUUGAUUGAUCAAGGUUCAGAGCUCUCAUUUAUGAGACAGUCGCUCUUCAAGAAGCUUGGACAACCGCUACAGCGUGACAUGGUCAUGCUCAAGGGCAUUGGCAAUGUCUCCGCAGGAAGCUCACUAGGUGUGAGCACAAUUGAGCUUCGUUCGCUGUGUACGACCGCAUCAAUGCAUGUCAGCAUGCAUAUUCUACCAACACUGACGGUAGAUCUUCCAUCGUUCGUGAUCGCUGAUCCGAAAUGGCCGCAUCUUGAGAAUCUCAAGCUCGCUGACCCGCAGUAUCUACAGCCACGCCCUGUAGAUAUUAUUCUAGGUGCAUCACCAGCCGCACAGAUCAUGAACGCAGAGAUUCAACGAGGACCUCGCAAUGCUCCUAUUGCACAAUCCACCACGCUUGGUUGGAUUGUCUAUGGGGCUGUCACCGCUAAACACGCUUCAACAUCACACGCAGCACUACAUGCGUCAGUAGAUACUGAAUUACAAGACGCUAUCGCUAAGUUUUGGGAACAGGAAGAAGUUCCAUCAGGAAAUUCACCGCUCAACACCGCUGAAGAAGACGAAUGUGAAAUUCACUUUCGUCAAACGCAUUAUCGACAGCCUGAUGGACGCUACGUAGUGAGAUUACCGCUUAAGGCCCUUGAGAGUCAACUUGGCGACUCUAUCAACGCAGCUAUGGGGUCACUCCGCAGAUUAAUAACUCGCUUGUCGCGAGAAAGAGAAUAUUCUGACAUGUAUCGUGUAUUCAUGGCAGAAUACACUCAACUAAGACACAUGGUACGAGUACCAGUCAACGAAUUGCCCGCAAACGCUUAUUUCUUGCCUCACCAUGGGGUAUUGAAGCUUGAUAGUGCCACUACGAAGCUCCGCACAGUGUUCAAUGGUUCCUGUGCAACAUCUACAGAAAUUUCAUUGAACGACAUUCUCCACGCAGGACCCAAAACGCAAAUUGACAUUUUUGAUGUGAUGUUGAGAAUCCGUUGCAGCAGGAUUCUAUUCGCUACUGACAUCACCAAGAUGUUCAGACAGAUUGAGGUCGACUCGCUUGAUUGGCCGCUUCAGUGCAUUCUCUGGAUAGAUGAGAAUGACUUAAUAGACGCUUACUGUCUCAAGACAGUCACAUACGGAACCGCUAGUGCACCUUUUGACGCUGUACGUGUGCUUAUCCAACUAGUAAAGGAUGAAGGACACCGCUUUCCGCUAGCUGUUGCUCCAAUGUUGAAAACACGCUACGUAGAUGAUAUCUACGGUGGAGCAGACAACGAAGAAGACGCUAUCAAGGCUGCAGUACAAACAAAAGCUCUGUGUGCAGCAGGCUGCUUCCCGCUUGCCAAAUGGGCUAGCAAUAGCCCACGGUUACUCGCUGAAGUCGCUCCAGAAAAGCAGCUGGAUACACCGCUUAAAGAAAUCAGUGAUGCACCAGUAAAAGUCCUGGGCAUGUACUGGAAUUCACACACUGACGCUCUCCAGUUCAAGUACACGCUACCGCCAGAUACGCCUAAGACAAAGAGAGCUAUUUUGUCUGAAAUCGCUAAACUGUAUGACCCGCUAGGACUUCUCGCACCAAUAGUCGUCAAAGCCAAGAUCUUUAUGCAAGAUCUGUGA